AUGCAAAAAUCGAUGAAUUUAAAAAGCGCGAAAGCGAUGCAGAAUUUCGGAGAAGGAAAAUUGUCAAAAAUUCCAAGAUCAAAUUCCAAGGUCAAGGGAAAUGAGCAAGAUUCGGUUAAAGCGAUUAAAACUCUUGCUGGAGCUCGACAGGAAGAAAUGAAAAAGGUUAAGAAGGAAUUAAAGGAAAUGCUUCCGAUAUUAAAACCUUCAGAAGUGAAAAGAUUUCAUUUACCACUUCACGAAGCUAUUAUUCACGAACUUGAAGAAAAUGGUUACGAGGAAUCGAUAAGAUAUUUGAAAGAAUUGUUUGAGCUGGAUGAAGAAACACGGAAAGAGACUGGCCCUGGUACAUUAACAUGGAAGAAACCGCGUUUAAAGGACAAUAAAGAUGCGUUAAAGUGUCUCAAAGAAGGCUUGAUCGCCUGCGAACAAGCCAAAAAUGCAGGAGACUUAGUUUUCAUAAUCAUGAAGUUUUUGAAUAUGGCAUUAUUCUUUCAAGCGAUGACAUGGGAGUGGUGGUGGGUGGCGGAACGACUUUACCGUAGCGCUCUAGAAAAUACGACAUUAAUCGAAACCAAUGAACAACAAACGAUAACAUUGAUACACUAUCUAUAUGGUCGAUUUUUGUGCGAGCAAAUACAAAAUACGACGGAGUCAUUAUAUCAUCUACAAAUCGCCCGUGAAGCAUCUGAGGUAAAACAUUGGAAUGCGUCGAAAGUAACUGGCCGAAAAGAGGAAACUAUUUUUCGAGAAUGCAAUGUGUUUAUGUACAAAACGCUGCUAAUGCACGCGCAACAAAUUGAUCCUAAUCAACUGGAUAUUAUCGUAAAAGUGCUCACAGAAGCCCUAGCACGAGCAACGGAUUCUGAUCAUUAUGAAUAUAUGGCAAACGCUCUGUAUGAGCUAGGUAAAAAUCAAUUACGAUCCGGCGAUGUGAAGCUCGCCUUCCACAACUUUUCCAAGUUUUUAGCAAUAGUCAAAAAGAUCCCGGAUCCGGAAGGAAUUUGCAAUGCGCAUAUGGCGCUAGCGCUUGCAUAUAAGUUAUACAAUUCACAUCUACAGGAAUUAAAUGACGAAGUAAACACGGAAAAGCAUCUCCAUCUGUUUAGGGAAUAUGCGCAAGAGUUCAAAUUGAUAAAAAAACUGGCGCAGGCACAUUUUUGCACAGGCGAACAUUUUCUGAGUAAGAGAAGACCAGAUAUUGCAACUUCUCAUUUGAAAAAGUCCUUUAAUUUGUACAAUGAGCUCGGUUUGUAUGAUGAUGCUAAUAAGGCGCGAAUUAUUGCAGGAGUUUCGAAAGGGCAAGGAAUUAUCGCUCUAUACAUCGAUCUCAUACUCCAGUGUGGAGUAGCUAAUACGAGAGCGAUAUCGACGCUUUGUCAAUGGAAAAAUCGUAGAAGCAUUUUUUGGACUGAAAAAAUACUACACACCGAUUCAGAGGAAUCUUUUACUUUCGAGGAGGCGAUAACAUCAUUGCUAUCUGUCCUUACAAAUACUGCGCUUGAAAAAAAUAUGACAGAUGCGAUUUGAUAUAAUAACUAUCAGAAGAUUAUAUUAUAGAUAUUUGCAAUAAAAAUAUAUCCUUUUUAUAAUUUUUUUUAAUAUAUGAUAUACCAACAUCAUAGAAAAUUCUAAGUCUUGUAGUAUGAAUAUUGACAUGCUUUAUGAGUGCUACAAAUAUAAUGAAUAUUAUUCUAUCAAUUAUUUAAAAAUUACAACUCGACGAUCACAAAUGUAUUUUUAAUAACUAUUAUUAAACUAUUAUUAAACGAACAAAAUGAUACAUUUUUAUACACAUAAAUAAUAUUUACGUACUCCGUUUUAUGUAUAUGCUAGUAUGCGAUAAAAUUCAAAUUAAGGAGAACUCACAUAUACAUUUCAAUGUGCAUAUGUAAAGAUAAUUUCGCAAUUUAAUGAAAAUAAAUGCUCUAAACAAUAUAAAAAGACAUCAUAAUGAUGUCUGUAGGACGAUAAGACGUUUUUUAGGAAGAUACAUAUUGUUUACAAUACUCUGUGUGAAGAAAUGAAAAUAGAGUCCUUUUGUCACAUAAUGAUAUAAAUCAGGCAAGUGUGUACAGUGUACACACACACAAUUAUAUCAAUGUAAAAAUAAUUUAAAUGUAUAUAUAAAAAAAUUUAGCAAUCUUAAA
Molecule: messenger RNA, 2150 nt
Organism: Cataglyphis hispanica
Lineage: Eukaryota; Metazoa; Arthropoda; Insecta; Hymenoptera; Formicidae
Exons: 9
Coding region: 1-1530 (509 amino acids)
Molecular function (GO): protein binding
Source: RefSeq, a predicted model, not a curated record